UGGGUGGUUCGUAUGGAUUACGCGGGAUUGUGUAGUUUUCUAUAGUUGGAGCGGGCCGAACGAAUUUCGGCCUAUCAGCGUUAACUGCAGUCGAUCAGCUUCCUCUUUGUCGCAGAAUGUCAAAAUAAUAGGUUAACCACCGUAUGUCUGUCUUACGACAUGUUAGUUGGGUACAGUAGCAGUUCCGAUGAAGAAGAAGAAGAAGAAGGAAAUAUAAAAGGCGAAAAACGACAGCGCAGUAAAACCGAUUACACUUCCAGUUUUUGUAAAAAGAUUAAAUCUACUACGGGUUCUGAAGACCACAACCAUGUCCAAUCAAAGGAUGGAAUCUGUGUCGAAGAGACUCCUCCCCUUCAGCCAAAGUCCCGCCUACCCCUGCCAGAGAGUGUGCUGGAGAUGUUUCCAGAGGAGAAGGUGACAGAGGACAGCUCACUACACGGCGGACGAGUGCGCUCCUUCCAGCACGAGCGAGGGAACUGGGCUACAUAUGUGUACCUGCCUUAUCAUCCUGAGGAUGGCUUUUUGGAGCUGCUGGAGGAGAUGUCCCGACUUUCAACUACCCACGGGUUCCAGCUGACGCGUUCGACCGAGUUCCACCUCAGCCUGUCCCAGACAGUUGUGCUCCGUCACCAUUGGAUCCAGCCCUUUGUGAUGUCCCUUCAGACAGGCUUGGCCCAAUGUUCCCGCUUCAGCUGUAUUGCGAGCCAGCUGAAGGUCUACAGCAACCAGGAGAAGACAAGAACCUUUCUUGCACUGGAGGUUUCCACUGGACAUGCUCAGCUGCUGGAACUGGUUAGAGUCGUGGACAAAACGAUGGAGGAGUUUAAUCUCAGUACCUUCUACCAGAAGCCUUCCUUCCACAUCAGCCUGGCCUGGUGUGUGGGUGACCAGUCGGACAGGCUGCGUGCAGAGUGUCUGCCGCAGCUCCAGGUGACGCCUCCCUUUCUCUGCCCACACUUUAAACAUGGACACACAUGCUCUGUGGCGAUCGCCGCAUGUUUCUGUGCAUGGUACAGCCGCCAGACUACUAGUCAUUUCCAGAAUUUCUUCAUUUCAGAGAUAGAAGAUUAUUUGUAACUUGUGAUGUUGAUUUGCAUGCCUUUCGUAUGAAUCAUACCACACUAAAGGCGCUUUUCCAUUGCACCAGGUAUCAGUUUUGAUACUUCAAAAAAAGUACCAAAGUUACAGUAUUUUGUGGUGUUUUUCCACUAUUGUAAAACCUGGCACUGAAUGACAUAUUUUGUACUGAAUUUUAAAAAAAUGGCCGUAUUAUGUUAGAGAUGGGCAAUGUGCAGUAAUGAAAUCAACAUUGCAUGCUAUGCACACAAAGUUCUCACAUUACAAGCUCCGUGAUUGUCAGCUGGUUUGAGAUCAUGUGUAUUCAUUCCUUAAUACUGUCUGGACAUUAUAGCACGGGGCAUUUAAGUUUCACAAAAACAUUUUUUUGUGAAAAAUAUGUCAUACGAAACAAAGCUCAGCAAGCAUUGAAAGUUUAAUGGUUAUUCCUUUCCAAGAUUAUCUCAUAUACGCUUAAAAGUAAUUUUAAAGUUUACUGCUGCUGCUUUUGCAUGAGCUCUGCAUGUGCUCUCUGUCAUUUUCAUCCUUACCGUUUAAAUCCUAGAUGAGUGCGAGAUCUUGAACAAAUUUUUUUAAAUAAAUGUCCCAAUAUCAAUUACAGCUAAAUUACAUUGCAAUAUAUAUAUUUUUUCCCCAAUAUAAUGGAGCCCCAGUAUAUUGUAUGUCAUCCGUAUCUUCUGGUUCUCCCAAGCAGAUCGCCAUUAAAGCUCGGGUCUCUCCUUUUGUCCAUGCAUACAUUAUUAUUACCUUUUUUUUUUUACUCCAUUUAUCAUUUUCGGAGUACACAACCUUGCUCAAGGUGUCAGUGGUAUUGUGCUUCAUAGCCAGGCUAUUUGCAAAGUCAUCCGACAAUGAACACCUUCAAGUCCCACCCCAAAAUACCAAAGAAGUAUCCCAGCUUCUGUGAUACUUUCGGUACUGGUACUCGACUGGAAGUCAAUGGAAAGUUCCCAAAGUACAGUAUCCGGUGCGGUGGAAAAGCGCCCAAAAUUGACAGCCCCUGUGAACCUGUGUGAAAUAACCUCUGUCCCAUGGCACCUGCUGUUCCCCCUAGAGUCUCCUGGACUCCCAUGAGGACGCCGUCUUCCCACUGAGGCUCACUUGCCAGCAACUCCGCUGUAAGGCUGGAAACAAGAUGUUCUGCUUUCAGCUGUGCUGAGCUGGACUGUCUUGCCUCGCUAGAGGAACUAACAUCAGUCAUUAUUAUGCCAUCCUUGACUCAAGAUUAUUUAGGCUACGGCUGGUAAAUCAUCAUCUUAGAGUGAUGAUACACAGGACAACUGAGCAUUGUUGCUCUGGCACAUUCCCAUUGAUAUCGGGCAACAAAUUUCUAUUUGAAAAACUAGCGGGCAACUUUUUAUAAUUACCCAGAUCCAGAUGAGUUGCCCGUUGUCUCACCUGUUUGGUAAAUUGCCUGGCAGCAUUGUUGCCCUGUGUAUCGUUACCUUUGGUCCAUCUAUCCAUGGCAAUGGACUGGCUGGCUAUCCUGGCUGUACUUCCAUCAUUGUGCCCUGUGCUGCCUGAAAUGAAAAUCCCUGCAUUCCUGACCCAGAUAGAUGGAUGGGUAACUUUAUGUGAAUAUUUUCUAAACAUACUUUUGAAAUACUGUUUAUAAAUGACAUGAGUUUGGUGUAAAAGAUAGGAAGAUAGAAUUAAUGGUGACAGCAUUGUAAGUAAACCGGUUUCUGAUAAAUAUUUAUUGAGAAAAUUUCCA
Messenger RNA from Brienomyrus brachyistius, 2791 nucleotides. It is a transcript of the gene usb1, whose product is annotated as U6 snRNA biogenesis 1. Gene Ontology annotation, biological process: U6 snRNA 3'-end processing. The coding region runs from base 160 to 1077 and encodes 305 amino acids. Gene Ontology annotation, cellular component: nucleus. The transcript has 6 exons. Gene Ontology annotation, molecular function: 3'-5'-RNA exonuclease activity. The record is from RefSeq and is a predicted model, not a curated record. Lineage: Eukaryota; Metazoa; Chordata; Actinopteri; Osteoglossiformes; Mormyridae.